This is a messenger RNA of Dromiciops gliroides (monito del monte), 2411 nucleotides long. It is a transcript of the gene APOA5, whose product is annotated as apolipoprotein A5. Gene Ontology annotation, cellular component: extracellular region; blood microparticle; chylomicron. Gene Ontology annotation, molecular function: cholesterol binding; phosphatidylcholine-sterol O-acyltransferase activator activity; phospholipid binding. The transcript is spliced from 4 exons. The coding region runs from base 76 to 1197 and encodes 373 amino acids. Gene Ontology annotation, biological process: high-density lipoprotein particle assembly; very-low-density lipoprotein particle remodeling; cholesterol biosynthetic process. The record is from RefSeq and is a predicted model, not a curated record. Lineage: Eukaryota; Metazoa; Chordata; Mammalia; Microbiotheria; Microbiotheriidae.
GGCAUAGGUCACUGGGAUAUAAAGCUGGAUGCUUGCUCCUUAUGUCCAGAACUGGUAUUUUGGGCAGGGUGGAUCAUGGCAGUGAUAACAACAGUCUUGGCCUUGGUUCUGGCCCUCCUCUCAGUGUCAACAACAGCUAAGGAACACAAAGGCUUCUGGGAAUACUUCAUCCAGAGUGGCCAGGAGAAGGGCCGGAUAGAACAGAUUGAGCAGCAGAAGCUCAGCAAGGAGCCCCCGAACCUGAAAGCCAACAUUGAACAAGACCUCAGUAAUGCGGAUGCUUUCUUGGAGAAGCUAGGGCUCUCGGCUGGACAGGGAAAACCUCUUCUACCUUUUCUGGACUCAACAACGCUGCAGCACCAGCUUCAUAAGGAGCUGGAGGAGGUGAGGACCAGGCUGGCUCCUUACACCCAGGAGGUCCAUCGGCGUGUAGGCUGGAAUCUGGAGGGGCUGAGGAGGCAGCUCAAACCUUAUACCAUGGAGCUGAUGGAGCAACUGGCCCUAGGGGUUCAGGAGCUGCAGGAGCAGCUGCAAGUGGUUAAGGAGGACACCAAGAACCAAUUUCUGGGGGGUAUGAAUGAGGCCCGAGGCUUGCUUCAGGAAUUUCAGCACCAAGUGGCUCAUCACACAGGGAGGGUAAAAGCAUUGUUCCACCCCUAUGCUGAGAGGCUGGUGACAGGAAUUGGGCAGCAUGUCCAGGAACUGCAUCGCAAUGUGGCCCCACAUGCUGCCACCAGCCCAGCUCGCCUCAGCCGCUAUAUCCAGGCUCUGUCCAAAAAGCUGACUCUUAAAGCCCAGGCCCUGCACACCCGUAUCCAGCACAACCUGGACCAGCUACGGGAUGAGCUCAGUGCCUAUGCUGGGGCCGGGGAGGAGGAGGAUGUGGAAGGGUUGGGGCAAGAGUCCCGACUGGCCUCAGAGGAGCUGACAAAGGAGGUACAACGGCGGCUGGAGGCCUUUCGGAUGGAUACCUUCCAGGAGAUUGCCGAUUUCACUAGAGCCAUUGACCGGGAAACAGAAGAAUUGCAACAGCAGCUGGCUCCACCUCCCCCUGCCCAUAAUGCCUUUUCUCUAGAGCAGCAAGGGGAUGAGGGCAGGAAGGUACUGGGAGAGCUAAGAUCCCGCCUUGAUGAUCUUUGGGAAGACAUUUAUUAUAAUCUCCAAGAUCAGGGGCAUAGCCUGUCAGGGGCUCCCUGAAGACCUUCCCUAGGCCCCAGGAGCUUUUGCUUCUUGUAGGGAGUUGUCAAACCCAAGUCUCCAGUAUCCACUCAGUUCUCAACAAUCCCAUUGUUGGGACCAAACGUGGCUGACUCUAAGCAAGACACAGAUGUAUCCCAAUGUCUGAGGCUAUGGCCUCAGCCUAGAAGGUUGCCCUUACCUGUGGGAUCAGUAUCCUUUCAUCUGGUUCUCUUGCCCAGAUGCAUUUCAGUUGUCAGGCUUUGCAAAUCCAUGUUUUCCAUCUCCCCACUUAUGAAUCAGGAGUGAUGUCUCAGCCGAGGGAGCUGUUAACAACAGCUACUUGAAGAUUUCUGCUUAGCUGAAAGCCUGCUUGCUAAGCCCCCGGUUGGUAGGUGUUACCUAAGUGGGAUCAUCUUGGAUCAGCAUGCUUGCCUUUAGCCAGAUUCUAGCCACCACUGGUCCACAGGACUGACUUGAUGACUUUAAUGAAAAUUGAUGCUCUAGGAGAAUUAAAGAAGAAGAGAAUGGGUUUGCGUGUGUGUGUGUGUGUGUGUGUGUGUGUGUGUGUGUCCAUAUGUUUGCAUAUGAGCCCUGUUGGAUUUGAAGGUGAUCAGCAUGGACCUAAUUUCUGUACAUAAAAAGGGCCCUGGAUAUUUCAAAGACAACUGAAGCUGGACUUCUAUUCUGUCACUGAGCCCCUGGUAUGCUGCCUGGGACUAGUUAACCUUUUGGGUUACAGACUGUAUGCCCUAUCUGGGUUCCAUUACAAGGAAAUAUAUCCUAUGAUAUAAGCUUAUUUUUUUCAUGUUAUAAGUUUUGUUAAUAUAAGAAAGCACUGAAAUCAUCACUGUCUCUCCUCUUGUCUACUCAUCCCCUCUUACCCUAGGAUUACAAAUUUAGUGGGGAAAAGACAUUAGAGAUGACCUAGUGCAACUCCCUCAUUUUACAGAUAAGGCAACUGAGGCUUAGAGAAUUGUGACUAGCUUUGGCAAUAUACAGCCAGUUACUGGUAAAGCAGGGAUUCUGAGCCCAAAUCCAGUGUUCUUCCCAUAGUACCAUAAUGACUCUCUUGCUUCCCCCAGAGUCCCUUCUAUGUCAGAGUGGUCUGAUACAGCCCGGAAAAACUCCUGGCUGGACCAUAGAGGGCCCUCAGUCUUGACUGCAGUUAUCUCUUCUCUUCCUGUUGUUCAUUGUGGUUAUUUGCAAUAAAAUCCUAUCAGUGAAUGAAAAAA